Rotaria sp. Silwood1 is the source of this 5394-nucleotide messenger RNA. Lineage: Eukaryota; Metazoa; Rotifera; Eurotatoria; Philodinida; Philodinidae. The record is from the annotation of a GenBank genome assembly.
AUGUAUAGUUUAUUGUUAAAUUAUGCUUCCAUUGUAUUCCUACUUAUCCUAUCCAUAUUCAUUGAAACAAGCAAUGCUCAAUUAAGAAACAACGAUUCCAAUACGGUAACACCACCACCAGGUUAUGCAUUUGCACCCGGCUAUGGUUCAUCCCAAUAUCAACCAAGAGUUCAGAAAACCAGUGGUGACUGCAAUAAUUGUAAUCAACCAUGUUUUUGUAUAGCACAAAAAGGAGAUCAGGGUCCAGCUGGUCCAAUGGGUCCUACGGGUGCUCGAGGGUCAGAUGGUGUUCCUGGUCCUGAAGGACCUGAGGGUAUGAAAGGAGAAAAAGGUGAUCGGGGUUUACCCGGUCUACCUGGUCAAAAAGGUGACAGAGGGCGAUCCGGUGAACCUGGAAUGCCUGGCCAUCCCGGUUUGCCUGGUCUUCCGGGUCCAAGAGGACCAGAAGGUUUACCUGGUCGUGAUGGUUGUAAUGGAACAAAGGGAGAACCUGGCCGAUCAGGAUUUAAUGGACAGCCCGGUCGUCCCGGUGAACCUGGUCUACCUGGACUAAGAGGACCGAAAGGUGAACCUGCACAAGCUUUACCCGGAUUUAAAGGAGAAAUCGGAGAAAUGGGACCUCCUGGUCUUCCCGGUGCUGCUGGCCCUGCUGGCAAUCCUGGCUUGCCUGGAGCACCAGGUGGAGUUGGUUUUCCUGGACGUGAAGGUACUAAAGGUGAACGAGGUGAAUCAGGUCGUCCAGGUAACGCUGGAGUUGGACUUAGUGGUGAAAAAGGUCAAAAAGGAGAGCCUGGAUCAUCUGCUCCCUAUACACCACCAUCAAUCGCUGAAAUACAAGGUAACUACAGUUAUGUUCCAUUAUCGAUUCCUGGCGCACCGGGUCAAAAGGGUGCUAUGGGACCUAAAGGAGAACCUGGAGAGAUUGGUUAUCCAGGUGCACCUGGUUCUGCUGGACCACCAGGUUUACCCGGUGAAAAAGGUGUACCAGGUCCUGUCGGACCUCGUGGUCCUACUGGAAUGCCUGGUCAAGCUGGUUUUCCUGGACAAGCAGGUGAUCGUGGUAGCCCUGGUUAUCCUGGUCAACCAGGCAGUCCCGGAAGACCUGGUCAAAAUGGUUUACCAGGAGAAAAAGGUGAUCGUGGUUUUCCUGGUAUGCCUGGCAUGUGUUUACCUGAUCAAGGAACUGAUUCAUUACCUGGACAACCUGGACCAGCAGGACCGAAAGGAGAACGCGGUCCACCUGGAUCACCCGGUUAUCCCGGACCACCCGGUUUACCUGGAAGCCAAGGACCAAAAGGUGACCGUGGUUUUGAUGGAUUACCUGGUAGUCCUGGUCAACCUGGACGUGAUGGCAUGAAAGGCGAAAAAGGAGAUAGUGGACGACAUGGUGAUCCUGGUCCAUCUGGAUUUCCCGGUCCACAAGGUUAUCGUGGAGCUAAAGGUGAACCCGGUCCUAAAGGUGAACCUGGUCGUGCAAUUGCUGGUCCACCUGGUCUUGAUGGUUAUCCAGGCCAAUCUGGUCCACCAGGACAAAAAGGUGAAUCUGGUCCGCGUGGUGCACCUGGCUUACCUGGAAAUUCAACUGCCGGUGUCGGUUUACCUGGUCCACAAGGACCAAUCGGUCCACCCGGUAGUUCUGGUGCACCUGGUUUUCAAGGUAUUGCCGGUAUGAAAGGAGCUAAGGGAGAUCGCGGUCUUGAUGGUGUAUGUGGUACUCGUGAUGGUUUGAAAGGUAGCAAAGGUGAACCAGGCUAUCCUGGAGAAGCUGGUACACCUGGUCAACGUGGUACAUCCGGAGAAAAAGGUGAUCGAGGUGAUGUUGGUCCGCAAGGUUAUCCUGGUAAUGUUGGUCCAGCUGGUGCACCUGGUCGUAAUGGUAACGAUGGUAUACCAGGUGAAAAAGGAGAAAAAGGAGAACCAGCUCGUGUUGCAACAGUACAAGGAAUCUCAGGAGAAAAGGGAACACCAGGUCUUCCCGGUUUGAAAGGUGAUCGUGGUGAAAAAGGCGCACCAGGUUAUAGUGGUCGUGAUGGUCAACCAGGUGCUAUGGGAUCAGUUGGACCAAAAGGUGAUGCUGGCUAUCCUGGUCAACCAGGUCCACCAGGUAGUCCAGGUCCAAUGGGUGAUAUUGGUCCACCAGGUGCUACACUUCCAGGUGAAAAAGGAGAAAAGGGUAUUCCAGGUCCAGUCGGUAUUCCUGGUCCACAUGGUACUGCAGGUCAAAAAGGAGAACCAGGUCGACCAGCACCUUCAGGAUUAUCAGCAAUGCCAGGUCCACAAGGAGAAAAAGGUGAUCGUGGAUCAGCAGGCCUUCCGGGAGCCCCAGGACUUCCAGGUCCAAAUGGUUUACCAGGAUUAUCGGGAACACAUGGAGCUAAAGGUGAACCAGGUCUACCAGGUAUUCCAGGUCUUCCCGGACCAAAGGGCAUUACAGGCUAUCGUGGAGAACCAGGUAUUCCGGGUCGUGAUGGAACAUCAGGUCUUCCAGGUCCAAAAGGAUUUGAUGGAGCACCAGGUUUAUCAGGUCGUCCAGGAGAAAAAGGAGAACCAGGACUUCCAGGUCCAGGCUUUCCAGGAGCACCAGGCUCUGUUGGUCCUGCUGGUGAACGUGGAUUUUCAGGCUUACCUGGACCAAUGGGUGAAAGUGGAUUGCCAGGCAUGAAAGGAGAACCUGGUCUACCCGGUGUUAAUGGUCUUCCAGGACCUGUGGGCAUGAAAGGUGAACGAGGAGAACCAGGUAUUGGUGGACAAAAAGGUGAUCAAGGUCUACCAGGUGCACCCGGUAUUGAUGGCUUGCCAGGUCUUCCUGGACCACUUGGUCCACCAGGUGCUCCCGGUUUAGUCGGAGAAAAAGGUUUUGCUGGAUUACCUGGAACCAAAGGAGAACCAGGCUUACCAGGUCUACCAGGAAUGAAAGGAGAACGUGGUUUAAAUGGAGCUCCAGGAUUGAAUGGUGCACCAGGUUUACCAGGUGAAAAAGGUGUUCCAGGCUUUCCAGGAGCCUCAGGAUCAAGUGGAUUACCAGGUCUUCCAGGUACUUCAGGAACAAAGGGUGACCGAGGUCAACCGGGUUUACCAGGACAAGCUUGUACAUCAUGUAUUCAGGGUCAACGAGGUGAUCGAGGUUUACCAGGUACACCCGGUCUUCCGGGUCAAAAAGGAGAACCAGGCGCAGCUGCUGCACGUGGACCUUCAGGCGAACGUGGACCACCAGGUCUUCCAGGUGCACCAGGCCUUCCAGGAGCCCCAGGUAAAGAUGGAUUACCGGGUCUUCCAGGUGCUAAAGGAGAACGUGCUAUUGGUCAAGCAGGUAUCAAAGGAGCUAUCGGUGAACCAGGUCUUCCAGGUCCAGCGGGUUUACCAGGAUCUCCUGGUGAACGUGGCUUUCCAGGCAGUGCUGGAACUCCUGGUAUACCGGGUGAACGAGGUUUACCAGGUCCCAGUGGUUUACCAGGCGCACCUGGACUUCCUGGUGCUGUUGGACAAAAAGGUGAUAAUGGAUACAAUGGAUUACCUGGACCUAAAGGUGAAGCAGGUCCACCAGGUUUGAAUGGACCACCAGGCAUAAACGGUCUUCCGGGAGGCAAAGGUGAAUCAGGUUUACCAGGUCGAGAUGGUGGUGCUGGUUUACCAGGUCUUAAAGGUGAACGUGGUCUUAAUGGAUAUCCAGGUGUUCCGGGAGCUAAAGGUGCUGCUGGUGCACCAGGCUUACCAGGCGCACCAGGUCUUGCUGGUCCACCAGGUCCUUCUGGCGCUAAUGGACUUCCAGGACUAAAAGGAGAUGCAGGUUUACCGGGCUUACCAGGCUCAAAUGGUCCACCAGGAUUGAACGGCGCACCUGGCCUUUCUGGUGAUGCUGGCUUACCAGGUGCACCAGGUCAAAAAGGUGAACCAGGUUAUGCUACAGCUGGUCCUAAAGGCGAAUCAGGUCCAAGUGGUCGUGAUGGCAUGCCAGGUCUUCCAGGAGAGAAAGGAAACUCAGGUUUAGUCGGUCCAUCUGGUCUGCCUGGUCGAGAUUGUGAUACACCUAUUGUUGGACAAAAAGGUGAUGCUGGCCUUCCAGGUCUUCCAGGUUCACCAGGUUUACAAGGUCCACCUGGUGCAAUGGGUAAAGACGGUCUUCCCGGUGCUCCCGGUUUACCAGGUAUUCCAGGUCCUAAAGGACGUGAUGGACUCCCAGGUUCAAAUGGUUUACCAGGUCUUCCAGGUGAACGUGGCUUUGCUGGAAUGCCAGGCCAACCCGGCUUACCAGGCGAAAAAGGAACUAGUGGAUUUCCCGGCACUCCAGGCAUUCCCGGACCAAAAGGUGAUCGUGGUUUUGAUGGUCGUCCUGGCUCUCCUGGAUUACCCGGUGCACCUGGUCCAAAAGGUGAAUGUGCUCCACCAGAUCUAGUUGUUGGCCGUCCUGGUUUGAAAGGAGAUCAAGGUCCAGCAGGAUUACCAGGUUUGCCUGGACUUCAAGGACCAAUAGGUCCAUCUGGUCCACGAGGAGAAACUGGUCCACCAGGACAACCAGGUCAACCAGGUUUACCAGGUUAUGUUGGUCCUAAAGGUGAACGUGGUGCUUCAGGUAUUCCAGGUGUUAGUGGUAUUGCUGGUCCACCAGGUGCUAGUGGUCCUCCUGGUCCACCAGGUCCUGGCCUUCAACGAACUGGUUUUCUCGUUGUACGUCAUUCACAAUCAGCUCAAGUACCCGAAUGUCCAGCAGGCAUGGUUAAACUUUGGGAUGGUUAUAGUUUACUUAUGAUGCAAGGCAAUGAUCAUGGUUAUCAUCAAGAUCUUGGUUCGGCUGGUUCAUGUCUUCAAAAAUUUUCUGCAUUACCAUAUUUACGUUGUGAUCAUACAAAUGUUUGUUAUUAUGGUCAAACAAAUGACUUAACAUAUUAUUUAUCAACCACAGAACCAAUGCCAAUGAUGCCUGUUCAACGUGAUCAAAUUCGACCAUAUAUAUCACGUUGUGCCGUAUGUGAAGCACCUGCCAAUGUUAUGUCAUUCCAUAGUUUAUCAAUGACACCACCACCAUGUCCAAAUGGUUGGAACAUCCUAUGGCAAGGUUAUAGUUUUGUAAUGCAUCUUGGUCGUGGUGCCCAAGGUGGCGGUCAAUCAUUAUCAAGUCCUGGUUCAUGUCUUGAAGAUUUUCGUGCAACACCAUUUAUUGAAUGUUCAGGAACAGAUGGUAAUUGUAUGUAUUAUGCAAAUAAAUUUAGUUAUUGGAUGACUGUUAUUGAUCAAAAUAAUCAAUUUGAAAUCCCACGACAAGAAACAUUAAAAUCUGGCAAUCAUAGAAAUAAAAUAAGUCGUUGUACGGUGUGUUUAAAAACACAACAAGGUAUUGGACAAGGUGGUUAUCAAAAUGGAAACUAUUAUGUUGGACAAACAUUGAAAAAACAUUAG